Pogona vitticeps (central bearded dragon) is the source of this 620-nucleotide messenger RNA. Lineage: Eukaryota; Metazoa; Chordata; Lepidosauria; Squamata; Agamidae. The record is from RefSeq and is a predicted model, not a curated record.
CUUUUAAAUUCAUCUUCCAUAGAACCGAACAAACUCCAUUUUUGUUUGACUACAAGUCCCAGUUUCCUCUUGUUUCCUCACACACACACACACACACCAGCGCAUUUCUUGUACCAGGGAACCCACGAGUGCUACUUCGAGUCCAACGGGAGCGAGGCCGGAUCGGGGCCAUCUUCUCCUCCUCCUCCUCCUCCGCGGCUGCGCUUCCUUCUGCGCUACUUCUACGACCGGCAGGAGUACUUGCGCUUCGACAGUGAGCGGGGUGAAUACGAGGCCAUCACGCCGCUCGGGGAGUUCGAUGCCCGGUAUUUCAACAGCCGGAAGGAGAUCCUGGACGACACGCAGAGGAACGUGGGGUCCUUCUGCCGCCACAACUACGGUCCUGCGGAGAGCUUCACCUCGGGGAGGAAGAGUAAGUGGGUGCCUGGCUGGAGGGCAAGAGGGGCAGGAGGGAGCGUGAAUGGGGCAGGAAAGGGGGCGCCUGCCGUCCUUAGAGCUGUGGGGCCCACCAGCGGCUCCCUCCGGGUGAGGGAAGGGAAAUAAGUCGGGAGAGGAGCUCCUUCCUUGCCGGUCUUCACUGUGGAACUGACUCCGUUCCACACAUGUGGCAUUUCAUUUAU